AUGUUAUUAUCAACUCGUGAUGCACAACGUGAGAAGAGUGCGUCGCAACUGUUUGUAGCAGCUGCAAGAGCUGAAAGAUUAAGUGCUACUAGCUUAGACAAUGUCAGUUUUCAUCUAGGUUCAUUAUCCGAUAUUCAUCGAGGUAGCAGAUUAUCACGAGUACAAUCACAUUCACAACAUCAUGCACAAUACUUAUCAACAGUCGCUGAUGUUACAACCGACGAACCGACGAUUAAUGAUGAAAAGUCGUCAACAUCUUCGCAGAAAAAACGAUAUCAUUGGAAGAUGACUUAUUAUUUUUAUAUUCAUAUAUGUUUAUUUAUUAUCAGUGGAUUCUUGUGCGGUUUAAUCGUUUGGCUUAUUGAAAAUCAUUCAUCUUCACGCAAUCUUCAAAUGAAAGUAGAUUAUAUUGAUGCAUGGUUUGUUAGUAGUUCAUGUAUAUGUGGUUGUGGUUUGACAACAUUAGAUUUUGCAAAACUCUCACGUGCUUCUCAUGCUAUUCUUAUGGUAUUUGUAUUAAUAUCAAAUGCUACAAUUAGUACAUUGCCUGCAUUAGUUAUUAAAGCUCAAACACAUCGAAAAGUCGAAGGAAUAACGGUUGAUGAUGAUCAUGGUGAUUUAGAAGGCGAACCUAAUGAUGAAUUACCUACAUUUAAUAUUCGACAUGUUCGAAAUUUACCAGAACAUAUUCGAAAUCGACUUGCAACAUUACCAACUGCAGCACAACUUCGUUAUCGUGCUUAUAUAGCAUGUAUUAUUCUUAUUCUUAGUACUUGUUUUACUAUUACUACAAUAACAUUCAUAGCUAUUGGCAGUUGGAUAUCAGUACAUUAUACAUCAGACCAAUUAUUACAAGGAAAUUCUACUGUUAAUCCAUGGUAUAUCUCGUUUAUGGUUGCUGUAACAGGUUUCAAUCAAAAUGGAUUGACACCUUUUUCCGAUGGUCUUUCACGUUUUGUUCGCGAUAUUUAUUUCAACUUGUUUGUCAUAAUGGUAGUAAUGAGUGGUACAUCAUUUUUUCCUGUGAUAUUACGAAAUGUUGUUUUAAUGGCACGGCAUCUAUCUCCAUGGCGUCAUAAAGUUAUAUUUGAUUAUAUUCUUAUGAAUAAUCAUCGUUUAUCUGCGUUACUUUUUCCUUCUGUACAAACGCGUAUUUAUCUUUUUGUAACAAUUUUAUUAUACAUAUUAGGUGUUAGUAUUUCAUUGAUACUCGAUUUCAAGAGUGAUGGCUUUGCUAUUUAUUCACCUGGUAUACGAUUUCUUAUAUUUGUCUUUCAAACAGUAAAUACACGUUUUGCAGGCUUUCAAACAGUUGAUAUACAUUUAUUUGCAUCAGCUACAUUGCUAGUUUAUCUGCUCUUGAUAGCGACUAAACCACAAAUGUUAUGUGCUCUCGACGAAUCUCCAUUUGAGUUGUCUUGGCUAGCAUUACAAGCACAAGAGAAAGUUAAUGCUGAGGUAGAUUCUAUGAUGAAUAUCAAUGAUACUUCAUGUUUACCUGCACGUCAUCGUAAAUUAGGAUCAAUUCUAUCAUUAUCGUCAGCUGGUGGUCUGCCUACCCGACAGAUAAAGCGUUUCCUACGUCGACAAUAUUCAGUUACUAAAAAUCUUGCUCGAGAAGAAUUCAGAAUUACAGUACCAGUAGACGGUACAAAUUAUAAAGCUCGACGUUUGAGAUAUUUGCGUGGUCGUUUAUUUCUUAUUUAUUUUGCACGUGCACUUAUACAGCAUACAAUUAGUUUUGUUAUUUUAACUCGUACUUGGUUAUUUUUCUUUAUAUUUCUUAUAUGUGCUAUUGAGUAUCGUCAUAUGUCACCUGUUGAUCCAAAUAUAACUGUAUUUAAAGUAAUCUUUGAAAUAAUAUCAGCAUUUGGAACUGUUGGAUUAACACUUGGAUAUCCGAAUAUAGCUUCUAGUUUUUGUACCGUUCUUUCACCGGCAAGUAAAACUAUAAUCGUUGCAACAAUGUUAAUGGGUCGUCAUCGCGGUUUACUUGCAUCGAUGAAGGAUCAAGAAACUAUUGAAUAUAGUGCUACUGAUUUACUUAAGCAACAACGUGAAGAAGUUAUUAAUAAAUAUCAACAAAAUAUAUUAGACCCUAAUGUUAUCAAUAGAGUGACAUCUGAGAAACUUAUCACAUACUUUUAA
Rotaria sp. Silwood2 is the source of this 2148-nucleotide messenger RNA. The record is from the annotation of a GenBank genome assembly. Lineage: Eukaryota; Metazoa; Rotifera; Eurotatoria; Philodinida; Philodinidae.